GCAGCGAGGGGUAGCGGCGGAGCUCGCCGCGGGACGCGCCGCUGUGCGCCGGAGCUCCGGAGAGCGUGUGCGCCCGGAGGACAGCACAAUAGCCGGGAGGAGGAGACAGAGGAAGGGGCAGGGGGAUAGGAGGAGAAAGAGAAAGCACAACACGGGGCUGGCGAGGGGAGGACGGAGCGGAAGACUCCUGAGCGUGGCUACGCUGAGGACCGUGCACUGGACUGCAGCGGCAGGAGCCUCCUUCCUGUGUUCUCCACUGACUCCUGUAUGCAAAAUGGUGGACCCUGUGGGGUUUGUGGAGGCUUGGAAAGCACAAUUUGCAGACUCUGAGCCACCUAAAAUGGAGCUGAAAUCUGUGGGAGACAUUGAACAGGAGCUGGAGAUGUGCAAAGCGUCUAUCCGGAGACUGGAGAUGGAAGUCAACAAGGAGAGGUUCCGCAUGAUUUACCUGCAGACUCUUCUGGCAAAGGAGAAAAAAAGCUAUGAUAGGCAGAGAUGGGGUUUUAAACGUGUUUCUCAGUUGCCUGAAGGGGGUGCAGAGCAGCAGAUCCAAGACCUGCAUCAUCACCAGUCUGCUGACCAAGAUGAAUAUGAGAAAAGCAAGUCCCACCAUGGGGAAGAGAAGUUCAAACCCAGGAUACCCUCUCUGCGGAAGCUAUCUACUCAGAGCGAUGGGUCAGACCUGUCGCCUUUGGACAGCCCCCAUCAUGGAGAGGGAGAGCAGGACAGGUGUAAGUACUAUGGUGAAGAAAAACUGAAGAGAGUUGUAGAAGAUAUGGAGAAUCGCUGUGAUACAGAUGGCUCUCCUUCAAAACACAGAUCAGCUUCUACUCGCAGGCUGGUGGGAUCUGCUGAGAAGGAGGGAUCAUUUGAACCUAUUUCCAAGGACAGAGGGAACAGCACCAGCGUGGCAGCCCUAAGGUCCAAUUUUGAAAGGAUUAAAAAGGUCAACUCACAUUCUUCUGGAGAAAACAAGGACAGUGUUGAAAAGCCCUUUUAUGUGAACAUGGAGUAUCAUCAUGAGAAGGGUUUAGUAAAGGUCAAUGACAAAGAUGUUUCCGAUAAAAUAAGUUCCCUUGGUAGCCAAGCAAUGCAAAUGGAACGCAAAAAGUCUUUGCACUCCCUCCCUUCUAACAUGGUACCCAGCUUCAGUGAGUUCCAGAGGCCUGCUUACAGGGGAAGGUCCUCAGAGAGCAGCUUUGGCUAUGAUGGAGAAUAUGAGGAUGCUGAACUGAACCCCAGGUUUCUCAAAGAUAAUCUGAUCAAUGCCAAUGGCAGCAACCGCUCACCUUGGCAGCCUAUGGACUUUCAACCCUAUCAAAGUAUCUAUGUUGGUGGAAUGAUGGGGGAAGGAGAAGGGAAAGGACCUAUUCUGCGAAAUCAGGGCACAACUGACCAGGAAAAACAUCUCACAUGGCCCAGGAGAUCUUACUCCCCCAGGAGUUUUGAAGAUAUUGGAGGAGGAUAUACUCCCGACUGUAGCUCUAAUGAGAACCUUACCUCUAGUGAGGAAGACUUCUCCUCAGGGCAGUCCAGCCAUGUCUCCCCCAGCCCCACCACUUACCGCAUGUAUCGGGAUAAAAGCCGUUCGCCUUCCCAGAACUCUCAGCAGUCCUUUGACAGCAGUAGUCCACCAACCCCCCAGUCUCAAAAACGGCACAGGCAGCAGCAGGUCAUUGUAUCUGAGGCUACUAUUGUGGGCGUACGAAAAACGGGACAGAUCUGGCCAAGUGAUGGAGACUUGCCCUCUGGGAGGUGUCACCAGGACAGCUGCUUCCACGGGGAUACAGAUGCUUCAUUCAGUGGCACACCACCUAGCUAUGCUUAUGAUGCAGACCGUGCUGAAGAACAGAGGCGACAUCAUGAUAUGAUGCCCUAUAUUGAUGACUCACCAUCAUCCUCACCCCAUCUCAGUUCCAAGAGUCGAGGCAGCCGAGACACUCUAUCUUCAGGGUCUCUGGAAUCUACAAAAUCAAGUGAGCCAGAUCUGGAGAAAGGACUAGAGAUGAGAAAAUGGGUCCUGUCAGGAAUCCUGGCCAGUGAGGAAACCUACCUAAGCCAUCUGGAGGCUCUGCUGCUGCCUAUGAAGCCUCUGAAAGCAGCUGCCACCACCUCUCAGCCUGUGCUUACUAGUCAGCAGAUUGAGACAAUAUUCUUCAAAGUGCCUGAGCUCUACGAGAUCCACAAAGAAUUCUACGAUGGGCUCUUUCCCCGAGUGCAGCAGUGGAGUCACCAGCAGCGUGUGGGGGACCUCUUCCAAAAGCUGGCAAGCCAGCUGGGAGUGUACCGGGCCUUUGUGGAUAACUAUGAAGUUGCUAUGGAGACAGCAGAGAAAUGCUGCCAAGCCAAUGCUCAGUUUGCUGAAAUCUCUGAGAAUCUAAAGGCUAGAAGCACAAAGGAAUCUAAAGAUCAGACGACGAAAAAUUCCUUGGAAACUCUAUUAUAUAAACCAGUGGAUCGAGUGACUCGCAGCACACUCGUCCUGCAUGAUUUGCUGAAGCACACUCCAAUGAGCCACCCUGACCAUCCCCUCCUGCAGGAUGCUCUGCGAAUCUCACAGAACUUCCUCUCCAGCAUCAAUGAGGAGAUCACUCCUCGUCGGCAGUCCAUGACUGUGAAGAAGGGGGAGCACCGGCAGCUGCUGAAGGACAGUUUCAUGGUGGAGCUGGUGGAGGGGGCUCGCAAGCUACGGCAUGUCUUUCUUUUCACUGAUCUGUUCCUGUGUGCCAAGCUCAAGAAGCAGAUUGGAGGAAAAAGCCAACAAUAUGACUGCAAAUGGUACAUCCCACUCACUGACCUUAGCUUCCAGAUGGUGGAUGAGUCUGAGGCAGUGCCCAAUAUCCCACUGGUACCUGAUGAGGAGCUGGAUGCCAUGAAGAUCAAGAUAUCCCAGAUCAAGAAUGACAUCCAGCGUGAAAAGAGAGCCAACAAAGGCAGCAAGGUCAUUGAGAGGUUGAAAAAGAAGCUGUCAGAGCAGGAAUCCCUGCUGUUGCUGAUGUCUCCCAACAUGGCCUUUCGGGUGCACAACCGCAAUGGGAAGAGUUACACGUUCCUCAUUUCAUCUGACUAUGAGAGGGCAGAGUGGAGGGAGAACAUCCGGGAGCAGCAGAAGAAAUGCUUUAAAAGCUUCUCACUUACAUCGGUGGAGCUCCAGAUGCUGACUAACUCCUGUGUGAAGCUUCAAACAGUCCACAACAUUCCGCUCACUAUCAAUAAGGAAGAUGAUGAAUCCCCAGGUCUCUAUGGCUUCCUGAAUGUCAUCGUUCACUCGGCCACAGGAUUCAAGCAAAGUUCAAAUCUGUACUGCACCUUGGAGGUGGAUUCCUUUGGCUAUUUCGUGAACAAGGCUAAAACUAGAGUUUACAGAGACACCACAGAACCCAACUGGAAUGAGGAGUUUGAGAUUGAGCUGGAAGGCUCCCAAACUCUGCGGAUUCUGUGCUAUGAGAAGUGCUACAACAAAACCAAGCUCACCAAAGAGGAUGGGGAGAGCACAGACCGCAUAAUGGGGAAAGGACAGAUCCAGCUGGACCCCCAGACAUUGCAGGACAAAGACUGGCAACGCACAGUCAUCUCGAUGAAUGGAGUUGAAGUGAAGCUGUCGGUGAAGUUCACGAGCCGGGAGUUCAGCCUGAAGAGGAUGCCCUCCCGCAAGCAGACCGGCGUGUUCGGGGUCAAGAUCGCCAUUGUCACCAAGAGAGAGCGGUCGAAGGUGCCGUACAUAGUGCGGCAGUGCGUGGAGGAGAUCGAGCGGCGGGGCAUGGAGGAGGUGGGCAUCUACCGCGUCUCGGGCGUCGCCACCGACAUCCAGGCUCUCAAGGCUGCCUUCGACGUCAAUAACAAGGAUGUGUCAGUGAUGAUGAGCGAGAUGGAUGUCAACGCCAUCGCAGGCACUUUGAAGCUGUACUUCCGGGAGCUGCCUGAGCCCCUCUUCACAGAUGAACUGUACCCCAACUUUGCUGAGGGCAUUGCACUUUCAGAUCCUGUUGCAAAGGAAAGCUGUAUGUUGAAUCUAUUGUUAUCACUUCCAGAACCCAACCUUGUGACAUUCCUUUUCCUAUUGGACCAUUUAAAAAGGGUUGCUGAGAGGGAAAGUGUUAACAAGAUGUCCCUGCACAAUCUUGCAACUGUCUUUGGACCAACGCUGCUCAGGCCUUCAGAGAAGGACAGUAAAAUCCCUGCCAACCCCACCCAGCCCAUCACAAUGACUGACAGCUGGUCACUAGAAGUCAUGUCCCAGGUUCAAGUUCUUCUGUACUUCCUGCAGCUAGAGACUAUCCCUACCCCAGACAGCAAGAGGCAGAGCAUUCUCUUUUCCACAGAGGUGUAGGUACCUGUGAUACCAACAGGACACACGAACUGCUCUUGGCAUCAACCUGCCCCACCUGAGAAAAAGACCACUGGUGUUUCUUCAGAUGUGACCGGCCUGUCCCUGGCCUGGGGAGUGGGGGCACUCAGUGCUUCUGCUCUUUGUUGACCAGAGACAAGCUGAAGAGAAAGGAGAAAAAAAUCUCUACUCCUGCGUGGUAGGACCAGAGUGGAACUGGAGAUGGAGCCGUUGGAAUCUCCACUAGAAGGAGCAAUAGACACCUGAACAAAUGCACCACAGAGUGUGGCUCUUACUCUCACUGGGAAUGUGACAGAAGGUAUUCCUCAUUUUAUGGAUUUAAUUUAUCAUAAAGAAACUUCAAUAUUUCUACUGGACCACUUGAUAGGAUGCCCCUUUUUUGGGUGAGGGGGAGUUAAAGGAUGUAUCACAACUGUGUCUUUAAUAACUGCUGUUUUUAACGUACUGUUCUAGGCCACAAAAAUAGCGUUGCUUUGCAAGAGGAGAGGAGAAGGGAAGGGUCUGGGAUCUAAGAUUCCCUCCUCAGAAAUUCAGGUCUCAAUUUGAAUGGGGUUUUCAAUGGAAAUGUAAGUUUUGCCUACAACUAGAACUGUUGGUUUGUUUGGGUUUGUUUUGGGUUCUUUUUUUCUCUCACCUGCCCCUUCCCUUGCAAACGUUGGUAGAACUCUGGGGAAGGAGAUGCCCUGCUCUGGCCUCUGUUGUGCUUCUGAAGGGGUUUUGGGUUCAAGGAGCCUGGCCUAAUGAUAAGUAAACACAGCAAAUAAAUAGGGGCAGGGAGGGUUAGAGCCAGUGAUUCUGUCUGUGAUUCCAUUGUUGGUUUGCAUAUAAAAACAGAGGCAGUAUUAUCCAGACAGGAUUGCUGAAAUCCUUAGACCUCACAAAACUUAGUGAAAAUUAAUUGGGGAGAGCAUUAAUUCCCAACACUCCAAAGAGAAGCUGUUAUCCCUCAUAAAGAAUGGAAGCCUUUGUGGACGAAAUGAAGAGAAAAAACCCCACCAGGCUGGCCACGAGUGGGGCUGGCUGCUCACUCCAAACCUCUGUCAGUCCUUGGGCUUUGGAGGCUUCGUUUGUUGCUGCUACAGGAGUCUUCUGAGAGAUGCGAAUCCUGUGAUGAAGCGUGUCAGUAUGUACUUUCUGGACAAUCCAGCAAGCAGCAGGCAUCGUGUUCUCCAGAAAUCCCAACCCUGUUUUAAGGAAGAGCAGUGCAGAAAUGUCAUGGGACUGCAGGCAGUGGCCUGAGGGUGUGCCAGGGCCCAGAGGGCAGGAGGGUGCUGAGGGUGUGGGGAGGGAGGAACAGGUUCUGAAGGAUGGGAACAGUUGUGGUGUCACCAUCAUUUGAGGGGAAACACGAUAGAGAGAGCAGCCCCCGGUAUGCUGAACUUCACAUUUUCUGAUGGGUGAUCUGCAACCUCUCGAUUAAAAAACCAAACCAAAACAAAGGAGUCUCAAACAAAUGGAAAGAACAAAAAAGGGAAAUGAUUUUGUAGUCACUGUCAUUCUGACUGCUGCAUAAUAUUAGGAAUUAUUGUACUGUGAAGUUGCAAAUUCAAAAAGGAACAAAUAUAAAUUUCAAUUUUGUGAGUAUAUCAAUACUUUGCAUGCUUUGUAAGGAUUCUGAUAGGAGUUCAAUAUUGCUUAGUAUCCCUCCCUCCUUAGGUCUGGGAGCAACCUCUUUGUAAUGUAAUGUACAAUUAGAAAUUCCUUCUCUCUUGUAUGUAUUUUCACUACAUUCCAACUUCUGAACCCGUAACACAGAAGUGGGGUGCCGUGUGGGGAGGGGGCAGGGAAGCAGAGCAACCCCAAGGCUUUAAGACUUGGAUUUGUUUUCUUUAAUUCUAUUUUUGGCCUCUUCAAAGGUAAAAAUUAGUCACAGUCCUGAAAACCGUGGACUUAAAAGUGACACAGACCAGCAGACCACACUCUGGCCUUGUUUUUCUGACUUUAUUGGAGCUGCUGCAGCCCCUUCCCAGCCCAGGGCCCGCGCAGCAGCCUUUGUGCCCAGGGCCCGGAUCAAGGAGCUGAGCAACAGUGUUGAAACUGGAAAGCAAUACCAUAAUGACUGUGCCAAUUUCUGUUUGCCCAACUUUUUGGUUUUUAUUUAUAUAGGAAGUUAAUUUUAAUGUUAAGUUACUGCUCUAGUGUGUAACCAUGAGAAAAUGGCUAUUGCUUUGGUUACUGUUACAGGUUGUUGCUUUUAAAGUCUCUCCUUACAGUGCUGGGUUCUAGUGUAACGUUAUCUAACAUGCAGGCAUGUGGAUCAGGGAAAAAAAUGAAGUUAAUUUAACUUAACCCGUUAAUUAUUUCUGUUAGGUAUGGAUAUGUUUUCCCCAAAGCUGGUAAUUUUGGGCUGGAAAAGUUAGUGCAUCUUAUUGCUGGUGACAAAAUCCUGGGCUGAUCUGAAAGACAAGAAUUGAUUUCUUGAAUUUCCUUUAAUUUUGCAAUUAACUUUUUGUUUUGUUUUGUUUUCAGAAGUUAAGUAUUUCCAGAAGGCUUUUUAUGUUCUUUUCCCAGGGAUGGUGGGUUUGGGUUUUUUUUUUUAUACUUUGUUGUUUUUUUAGUAAGCCUUAUCAUGCUUAAACAAAAAGGGAAUUGCAAAGCUUGGCUUUAGGGAAAGCCUCCUCAUUUCUACUCUUAUAUAUUCCCACACGAGUUGUCAGAAAACCUAACCCUCCUGUUUUCUCUGUCAAAAAGGUACCAAAUAAACAAUGUAAGUGCAAACCAGCAAAAAACUGCCCUUUACAUGUGCACUGAGAGUUUAUGCUCUUUCAGUUUCUAGCGUAUUGGCUUUCAGUCACAGCAAUGUGGAGCGUUAAAACUUCCACCUGAGGAAAUCCAGGCAAUGAGGACAAUCUCUGCUCCCUUCAAGGAGAGGAGUCAGCACCAUUUCCUGGCAUCUAGAAACUCUCCUAAAAUUCUCAUGGAUUUUUUUUUUUCCUAAUACUUGAGUAGGUUUUUCAAGUAAAAUCAAAAGCAGUUAAGUAAAGCAAACUAUGGGACAGGUUGUCCCAUAAGAACAGUUCUAGAUCCCUUUCAGCUUUGUGUUUGCAUGUGCUUGGUUUGGAGGGGGGUGUCUGAUGCCAAACUGAAGCACAGCCCUUAAACUGCUGCUGAGAGGGUUGUUGUUGCAGAGCUGUAAGAGCAGCAGCGCUGCUGCCACCCGCAGAGCAGCACAGGGCAGGGAUGGGGCUGGGCACGGGGCAGGGGAAGGAAGCACAGGGGUGUUCAUGAGCAGGAGAUGCAGCAUUUUUACAGUGUGUUCAUACUACGAUUGUUUAUGUUAGUUUUGGGUGAGUUUGUUUAAACAAAUGUACUGUUCUUUGACACAUACAUGGACCUCCAGACCUGUCUGUCACCUUACAGCACUGGGAGGCAUCACAAUGUGUUCGUUUCUCUUAACGUGCUGUUCUUUCAAGGACCAACGUGGGUUUUAGAAAUGUUUAAAAUCAGACAGCAAAACCCCAGCCCUCUCCAAUUCCUUGCUGGGCAAAUCCUCUUGUUUGUGCUUGGUCAUCUACUGGGAUAACAUCCUCAGAUGUGCCAUUCUUACUGUGGAAAUUUUAGUAAGAAAUGGGAGAUGUUUAAAAAAAACUCCUACUCUUGCUCUUUUUACUUCAGUUCUAGCAGAUGGGGACUUGUAACAGCAGCCCGAUACCUUGGUGCUAGAUUUAAGGGAUUUGCUUCUGUUCCUUGAAGAAGAAAAAUCUGAAAGGGCAAUUCUGAAGUAGAUACAAUCAAAUUCUAGGUGUAGUGAGUAAGCCACUUGGUUAUGCCCUUUUGAAUUUGUAGUCAUGGUAUGUUUUUCUUUGUAAACUUUGCUACCAUUGUCAUAGCACUGUCACUGGAAAAAUAAAUCAGAUUGUGUUCCCUUCCUUCACUGCAGGGUAUGUGCAAGUGAGAAACUGGAGCCUUAACAUGGCAUUAGCAGUUCUCCAUUCUGAACUAGGGUGAUGUGAACAUUUGUAUGUGUUCUAUGAAUUUUGUCAUUGAAUGCAAUUAAAUACAUGGAUUGUCCUUAUAAUCAACAGAAGCUCUAAAGGAAGCACUGACAGUCAGACAUGGUUCUAAGGAAGGAGUAAAAGUAAAAGGGGAGUAAAAGUAACAGAAAUGGAAAAGGGUAAUUAGGAAUUGCUCAGACCACACCCUCUAGAAAGACCUUCCCUUUUCCCAUUAUAGACGUGGCUUAGCCUGAGAUACCUGGGAGCAAAGACUGUCUUGCCAGUAAAGAAUCAAUACAGGAACACCAUGAAUUUUGCUCUGUCAGCUUCCCGGUUCCUGUGUGCUGCAGCUCCUCCUUGCCACUGAAAAGCCACAGGCCACUGCUAAGAAAGCAAAGCUUGUCACUUGCUCUCUGCCCUUUUCCCCGCAGUGGCAUUAGAUAAGGAGGAGCAAUGGAGUCUGUCUGUCAGUGGAGGCGAAACACUGCCCCAAAGGAGCAACUAGCCACCAGAACUGGAAUGUUAGGCAAGUGUUUAAGCUAAAAGUCUGUUUCUGGGCUGCAAGGAUGAAAUGCCACAGCGUGUGACCAUGAUGAAAUGAUUGGAACAGGAGGACCAAAGCAAACCCCAGUGUACAUGUUACCUCAAUUCCCCUCCUUCCAUGACCAUACCACUAGAUUCAGGCCUUCCAGGUCAGACAAAUACAUCAACACUUUUGCCAAGAAUGAGAAAACUAUCAAAUGAGCCAGUUGAUUUUUGUGUUACCAUCUUAGAGUGUAAUUGCUGGAGACCCUUGCAAAAGCAUGCAGGUUAACCACAUGAGUGUUGUCCGUGUCACUUCCUGCUGUGUCAUGUUUUACCUUGCCCUAAGAACAAGUCCCCUUUUCCAACAGAAACAGCUUCACCUCAUUCCUCACAGUAGAAACUGCCACAGCGGGGGGUUCAGGCUGUAGUAGAGCUGUCCCUGGAGAUGGAAAAGAUAUUUCCAGUCUUCUGGUGCAGAAGGGCCCCAGCACUGCCAAUGCUCUGGACUGGCAGGGUCCCAUUGUGUGAGCUGAGUAAGGCUCUGGUUUUUACACCUGUUGAAUCAUAGUCAGGAGUUAAUAUGGUUAGAGAAUCCCCCAGCCUAGCAGAAGCAUUUGCUCUGCUGCUUUGUCUUAAUUGCAGUUGUAUCCAAAUCCUCUUGGAUUGGCAAAAAUGGCCCAUCUGAAGGGAGAAAACUUUCUUUUCCACCAUGGCCUUCGUGUGUGUAACUGCUGCAGCCCCUUUCCCCAGAGGUAAGAUGUGCUGAGGACCCCAGACAUUCCAGAUGCACUGUUUCUCUAGUCUGCAGAACGAUGUGUAGGUGAAGGCCACGUUCUGGCCCACGGCUGAACGGAAGGGCAGGCUCUGUACAAAUCAUCUUCCUGCCUGAAGGAGAAGAUGCAGCUUCCUCAGGUGACCUAGGCCAGGGAUGCCAAUGAGGCGGCAGCCUCGUGCCUUGGGCUGAGUGAGGCUUGGAAGGCAGUUAUGGGGAGAGACUCAUCCAGUUUUUUCUCACUGUGCCUGAGUGACCAAUGCCAGUCUACAGCGAGUAGUUCAGAUUUCCUCCAUUUUAGUCCCAUUUGGGGAGGAAUUGGGACUACACUAGGGACUAUGUAAAUAGUCAAAUUCUUCACAAUAGCCUCAUCUAAUCUCUUCCUUACUGCUUCUCACAGCCCAAGAGAAAUCUUGGUUGGGGCUUCACAGUUACAUACAAAACUGGGCAAGUCCUGGAUAGAACGUGGCCACACAGGGACAGGGGUCUGCAGAGUCGGAUGCCUGUGCUAAAAGGGAUGACCAGGGCAGAAGAAGAGAGGGUAAGGAGUUGUGUUGGGUGACAGAUAACACCACAAAAAAACAGUGAAUUUAAAAUGAUCUCCCAGCAGGACACUGGGAAGGAUUGUCCUUCCUGUGUCUGCCCAGCAAAACAAAGCAGAGCCUUCUGUUGCCCAUGUAAGUUGUGUAGUUUGUUCUUAUCUCUAGUAUUACAAGAGUUUCUAAUCCAUGAAGAAGUCCAAGGAAAAGGAGUUAAGACUAUUUAUUUAAAUAUAAACACAAUUAUAUAAUUAGUGCUAAAUUAUCAGGCAUAGAAGACAGACAACUCGUUACUGUUUGGGUACGUUUGGGUUUCCUCAGUUAACAUUGUUGGCAUUGUUUCCACGCCACCGGGGUGGGGAGGCGGGUUCUGACAUUUGUGCUGCUGUGGCUAAUGCUUCAGCUUCUCACAGCACUCCCAACAGCUUCAUCCUGACAGCUGUUGAAACCUACUGCUCAGUUUAGGCCCAAAGAGAGGG
Messenger RNA from Colius striatus (speckled mousebird), 10598 nucleotides. RefSeq names its product BCR activator of RhoGEF and GTPase (gene BCR). Lineage: Eukaryota; Metazoa; Chordata; Aves; Coliiformes; Coliidae. Gene Ontology annotation, cellular component: membrane. Gene Ontology annotation, molecular function: protein serine/threonine kinase activity; GTPase activator activity; guanyl-nucleotide exchange factor activity. The record is from RefSeq and is a predicted model, not a curated record. The coding region runs from base 275 to 4330 and encodes 1351 amino acids. Gene Ontology annotation, biological process: protein phosphorylation; positive regulation of GTPase activity; intracellular signal transduction. The transcript is spliced from 24 exons.